CGGUCGGGAAUCGUUGAAUAAUCGAAAAGGAGCGAAUUUCAUGAUUAGUGAACACUCCGAGCCGAACGUCCCGCUCGCGAAUCAGGUUCGGGAAGACCGGCUUUAAUGAACACUAUGAAUGUUUAAAGUUGAGGGAUUGGGCAACCUAAAAUCGCACCAGGAUUGGCUCUAUUUGGGUCUUGCCCAAUCACUGCAGCGUGGCAAUGGCUCCCGACACGCCGAACACUCACCUGUGGCACGCUAACGGCCAUUCUAAAACUAGUUCCUCCGACUGGCCUGAUGAUUAAAUCUCUCUGUAUCGAUCGUACCGUUUCCUGCUUCUCGACUUAUCCGAUCGAUCUUCACUUUUUGCCUUCCGUCACAGCAUCAUGGAUGGAGGAAUGCAGCUCCAGACGUAUGAGGGCUUUGUGGAUCCCGACGCGCCUCUCCUGCCCUGGGAUGAGAUUUACCAGAAAGUUUUGUUAUCUCCACGCUUUCGACCGUCGCUGCUAGAGAGCUCUCUCGCAACCUCACAGCUCACCUCCCUCCUCUCCGCCUCCUCAUAUCCCAUCCCCGAACCGUUCUAUCAGCACGGACAGUUUCCAUCGGAGGGCUAUGGCGCUUCGUUAUCUGUACCCAAUGGCUUUCUACUCCCAGGGUCCGACGCCGGAGAGCGCAUGUUGAGCUUGGAUCGACGGACGCCAUCGACUGACACGCAACGACCGACUCAGAACGCCCAGAAGACAACGAAACGGGAACUGAAUGAGUCGUCUGGUGGACCGACUGCUAAGAAGCGUGGUCGCCCACGUAAAACGAUGGAUACUCGAAUGGGCGAAGACCCAGAAGAACGACGUCGAAUGCAGAUCCGCCUGGCACAGCGAGCUUACCGUUCUCGCAAGGAAGCCAACAUCACAUCGCUUAAGGGUCGGAUCUCUCAACUGGAAGCAACACUAGAGAAAAUGAGCUCGGCAGUCGUCUCCUUCAGCGAUAAUCUGGUGCAGUCGGGGGCUCUCUCCUCGCACCCCGACAUCGCGAGCCACUUACGUGAUACAGUGCAAACGUGUUUAGCAUUGGCAAAGGAGGCCAGCAAGGAUGGCGAACCCGAGAGUCCGGACACUUCAUCGCACGGUGAGGAAAGCACGUCGUCAACUUCAGCGGGGCCGGACGGCAUGCCAACAGAUCACAAUACGAGCCCGCGUUCUCACGCCGAACAGACCACCCCUCCAGAGAGUGGUCCGUCAAAGCCGAUUUCUCCUCCCUUGUCCGAGCCCAUAGAGCCUUCUGCUAUGGAUAUUUCUCUCUUCAUCGAACAAUUACACCUGGCAUGUGUAUAUCAAGGGUACUUGGUGCUUUCGAAUCCAUCCGUUCCUAUGUCUCGCAUCGAACGUCCAUUUCGGUUCCUGUUUACCCUUAUGGACAGACCUCACCUGACUGCAGCCUUCGAAGCAUUGUUGCACGCUAAAUUGAGUCAGAAAAGAUUGGAGGAGUGCUAUGCAGGGGUCCCGUUCUUCAAGCUUGGGGGUGCUGGCACCCACUAUGCACGAUCCACCGGCCAAGCUCAAGAAGGUGAAAAACCUUUAUGUCGCUACCAGCAAUGGGCUACGAUCCACGAUCCUCUCGCACGAUUUUCGCCUGAUAUCCGAAAGGAAAUGGAGGGAGAUUGGUUUGAUAUGCAAGACCUGGCGGGUUAUCUCCGCGAGAAAGGAGUGCGUCUGUUCUCCUCUGCCCCCUCAGAAACGGACCGAAAGCUGUCACGGACACCCAUUAACGUUACCCGCUUCACACAAACUUUGAUUAGUAGAGGCAUAUGUUUGGGGCGCACACCGGGAUUCCAACGCUCCGAUGUGGACAGUGCUCUGCACGCCUCGGUAUGGACAUGAUGGCUCAUAGAAGAAAUCACAGUCAAACUCUCCCAUCAUAAGAUUAUGCUUUAUGAUCGUCGAUUUAAUACCCAAGCUCCUAAGUGUGGUCUGCUGUAAACAUAUCGCCCAGUCCCUCUACCUGCGUGUGGCCACCAUGAUCUUCAUUGCUCCUGGGAGCAGGGUCAGCAGCUGGCAUUGAGUGGACAGUGCAGAGCCCGCAUCACUAAAUCCCUCAGGAAUUCAUGUUGAGGUGAUAUACCCACCUGUCUUCCUGUCACAGCAACGUCAGGUCAUCGAU
Aspergillus pseudonomiae is the source of this 2139-nucleotide messenger RNA. RefSeq names its product bZIP transcription factor. The record is from RefSeq and is a predicted model, not a curated record. NCBI's taxonomy places the organism in Eukaryota, Fungi, Ascomycota, Eurotiomycetes, Eurotiales, Aspergillaceae. Gene Ontology annotation, molecular function: DNA-binding transcription factor activity. Bases 369 to 1859 code for a protein of 496 amino acids. Gene Ontology annotation, biological process: regulation of DNA-templated transcription. The transcript has 3 exons.